AAGUUACUAACUCAUCAUGAAGAAUCUGCUUAUGAAAUUUUGCUCUACUACAACACCUCUAUAUGGCUCAUAUGCACUAGAUAUUUGGAUCGCCGGCAGAACCAACAUUAUAUGAGGUCCUAGCGUAAACAGUUCUUUUUUGAAAUUUUCAAUAAAACAAAUAGAAAGUUGGUCUAUCUUGGUACGAAUUUAUCACAACCACAUAUUCAGAUAGACUACAAAAACCUAUUUGGUAAAAAAAUUAUCCCAAAAACUUAAUAAGACCGGUGGCCUGAAAUAAUAAAUGUUUGCACAUAAUAUGGAGCCACAUCUAAGUGCAUUAACCCUUAUCCGCAUACUGGUUACCUAUAUGGCUAUAUGUUCAAUAUUGAGAGAAAAAUGUGGAGCUUUGAAAUCUCAAUAAUGGCUAUUAAGUUGAAGUUGAAACUAUUAUAAUACAUCACUACACCAUGUGAAUAGCUCGAUAGAAAAAAAAACGUGAAGUGGAACAGGAUUACAGGAAUAAGGGAGAUUUUUUUUUUUGGGCAAAGGGAUAAGGGAGAUUAAGUUGUAACAAACAAGACGUUGGUCUCGUGAGAAAGUAUGGCUAGAAGCUUACCCAAAUAAACAGUAUAUUUUUGUACUUAGCGCUAAUGAGAGAAACUGAGAAGAGAAAAUAAUUAAAUAGUUGAAAGCUAGGAUACUCUUGUUAAAAGAAACACAGCCCACACCCUCCCUCCAUGCACUUGUCUCUUCUUCAUCUUCUCUCUCUUCAUAAAUUUUCAUUAUAAAAACACAUCCACUUUGCUCUUCCCUCUUCAACACAAUUUUCAUCUUCUCCACUCUCAUUCUCUUUCUCUCUCUGACACGUAACUAACUAUCCUUCCUGGAUUCCUAUCUUCUCCGCACACACACAUACAAAACACAAAGACACUUAAUAUACAUUGAGAAAGAAGAUGUCGAGCAGAAGAUCAUCACGUUCAAGACAGUCAUCAGGGAGCUCAAGAAUCUCUGACGAUCAGAUUUCUGAUCUUGUAACAAGGCUCCAACACCUUAUCCCUGAACUCCGCCGCCGCCGUUCUGACAAGGUGUCAGCAUCUACGGUACUACAAGAGACGUGCAACUACAUCAGGAACUUGCACAGAGAGGUUGAUGAUCUAAGUGACCGUUUGUCGGAACUCUUGGCUACGACGGACGACAACAGCGCGGAAGCAGCCAUCAUUAGGAGCUUGCUUAAUUACUAAUAUUCUCAUAAAUUAUCUGAGAACUAUUAUAAAUCAUCUAUUGUCGCCAGGAAAUUUAUCUUAUUAUGAUUAUGAGUAUUUUGUUGCCUUCUACUUCAAAUGUUAUGAUAUAUUAUAGGCCAACUCAUAUAUUAUAUAUAAUACAUGGUUUAUGUAUAUAUGUGUAUAGAUCUUAAUUCUAUGCGCGCGAGGAUAGUAGUCUGUGUAUCACGAGCCUCUUAUAUUUAUGAUUAAUGACAGUGCAUUUCCUUAAGA
Molecule: messenger RNA, 1478 nt
Organism: Brassica rapa (field mustard)
Lineage: Eukaryota; Viridiplantae; Streptophyta; Magnoliopsida; Brassicales; Brassicaceae
Product: transcription factor PRE6
Biological process (GO): regulation of DNA-templated transcription; regulation of growth
Molecular function (GO): protein dimerization activity
Source: RefSeq, a predicted model, not a curated record